ACCAAUCAGAGCGGGGGUGACAGCAGCCAGGGGGCGGGAUACAGCGUUGUGAUUGGCUGAAGCGCGCUCCUCGCAGCCAUCUUUCCGUCCCUUCCUUUCCUUUCCUGAAAUCCGAAUCGAACGAAUGUUGUUAGUCAGAAUUCAGUUUCUUAUUCUGAAUUCCUCUCCACUGUAACGGAUCAUUCCCGUGUAUCCAGACAGAGAUGUCCCGCGGUCGGAGGAGCACGCACUUCUGGAGCGAGGAGGAGACGGACCUGCUCCUGCAGACUCUGAAGCAGAUGAACAUCGACCGCUACACCGACGGACGCAAGCACCGCAACAGCCUGAUCUUCCGCAAGGUGUGCGCGAGGCACCGGGAGGCGGGGUUCGCGCGCUCCUGCGACCAGGUCAAGCAUCGCUGGAAGACCCUCAAGGCCAUCUACUACAAGGCCAAGAGACAGUGCAGCGGCUCCAGCUUCAGGCACUUCGACACGAUGGAGGAGAUCUUCGGACACAGGCCUCUGGUGCUCCACAUGACCCCCGACAGCGGGGACGAGCAGAGACACGAGCACGCGCUCCCCGACAGCAGGGACGAACAGAGACACGGGCGCGCGCCCCACGACAGCAGGGACGAGCAGAGACACGGGCGCGCGCCCCACGACAGCAGGGACGAGGAGGAGGAAGAGGAAGAAGAUGAGGAAGAGGAGGAUGAUGUGCUGGAGGAGGUGGAGGGGGGGGUUCAGGAGCUCCAGUCAGUGAAGAUGGAGGACGAGCCGCUGGUCCUCACACAAGCAUCACACGAGAGCUCCAGCACGUCCACAGAGAGCCCCAGCGCCGCUCCAGGUGUACUGAAGCGCAGACGCUCGUGUUGUGCCGGGCUGCACAGUCAGUAUCAGGGCUUUCUGGAGAGACUGCAGCAGACGCAGAACGCCUGGCUGGAGCAGCAGCUGGAGCAGAGUCACGUCCGAGAGGAGCGUCUGGUGACCCAGGUGCUGGCCGAACACACACGCUCCAUGGAGGCGUUGGUCAACCAGCUGUUCGCAGGCCUGAGGAGCCUCCUGCCCCCGUCCUGUCCCCAUCCCCAGACAUCAGCCCUGCAGAGCAGCACUCCUGAAUCCUGAAUCACACACACCAGACUCACACUCUUCAUCCUGACCCUUUCUCAGAGAACAUAUUCAGUAGUCCUGGACUGAUAUGGUAAAGGUAGUGAUAACUAGAGAUGGGCUUAUCGAUCCUAAAAUAUCACAAUAUAGCGAUAUUGAUGCAAAUAUUGGAAGUAUCGAUUUUCAAAUGUAUUUUAUUUACCAGUUACUUUGUUUCGGUUUAACUACAGUAUUUGUAGAUUUCCACUACAGUAAAUUAUACAGCUCUAUAGUAAACCUUUUUCAACCGUGUGUAACAGGGAUGGGGUGAUAAGGACAAAUAUAUCACGAUAAUUUCUGGUAUUUAUUGUGAUUUAAUGAUAUCAGUGAUGAUAAUUCAGGGCAUUAUAUGCAUCCAUGACAAAAAUAACAAAACAAUCCUGUUUCUUUAGAGAAAAGUAUUAUCUUUUCUAUUUUUACCAAAACAAUGGUGUUGUUAUGGAGUACACACAUAAUGUAAUUAGGAUAGAGUAUUGUUAUAAUUUUAUCGAUUCUGGUUGAGAAUCCGCAUAUCGAUUACAAUUCUUUACUGUUCCCAGUUUCAAUUCCAGUUUGAUUAAAUAAUGCUAUCAAACAUU
Carassius gibelio (silver crucian carp) is the source of this 1699-nucleotide messenger RNA. Its product is annotated as myelin transcription factor 1. The coding region runs from base 204 to 1100 and encodes 298 amino acids. Lineage: Eukaryota; Metazoa; Chordata; Actinopteri; Cypriniformes; Cyprinidae. The transcript is spliced from 3 exons. The record is from RefSeq and is a predicted model, not a curated record.